Messenger RNA from Botrytis deweyae, 1758 nucleotides. RefSeq lists its product as uncharacterized. The coding region runs from base 1 to 1758 and encodes 585 amino acids. NCBI's taxonomy places the organism in Eukaryota, Fungi, Ascomycota, Leotiomycetes, Helotiales, Sclerotiniaceae. The record is from RefSeq and is a predicted model, not a curated record. The transcript has a single exon.
AUGAGUCGAAUCGAAAAACGCAGUACCAGAAAGGUGCUCCAAAAGCAAUCGCAGAGAAUCGAUCGAGACAAUGGCCAAUCCUCAGAAAAAAAUGCGCCACAAGCCGUCAUCCGCAAGAGAAAGGCACCACUUGCAGCAGCAUCAACCUCAACGUUGGGACGCAUGCCACUUGAAAUACUCGGAGAAAUAUUGAAAUAUCUUUUGCUUAAUCCAGAGCUAGGCACAGCCUCGUGCGUUCACAGGGAUGAAGGAUGGGGUUCCAAAAUCAAGUACGAACUCCAGCCCUCAAUUCUACGCGUCUGCAAGGAAUUUCACGCGAUAGGAGUGGAGAUACUUUAUGAAAAAAAUCGAUUCUUCAUAGAAUGUGUUCUGUCAAAUCAGGACCAUCUGCUUCACCGCUGUGCCUUGACCAGGUUUUGCGAGAUUCCGAGCGCUGAGUGCUUUUAUCCAUCGGACAAACUAGCUACAAAUCAUUUGAGAACUGUGCCAGGUGUAAAGCGCAUCAAACAUUGGAAAAUAUUGAUAGCUCCCAUGCGUUCUAGCGCGCGCAAUAAUGUUGCAAAUCUUUGUCGCUCUAUUUGCCAAAAUGGAAUAAAGUCCAUGGAAAUUGCGAUUGGGCCUUGGGAUAUUCUGGAGCAUCCAAGCUUAUUGGAAGGAGGCCCCAGAGAGAGUGCUGAAGUCAAUAGGGUAACGGCUGAGAGAUUACAGGACGUUCUUUCGCCCUUGGAGAUUCUUCGAUGUGUUGGAAGAGUUGUCAUUCGUGGAGCAGAUCCAGAGGAAGUGCCCGACUUUCUCUUUGAAGGAGAUCGACGGAAUUACGACUUUUACAGCUGGUCCCUAGGAGUCGAGUGGCGUGAAACCACACCCUGUGGAAGGGUGUUAUUACCGGAGACGAUGUACUUAGCCAACUUGAUUGCAUUAGUCCAAGGUGACUCUGAAGUCGAACUAUUCCACAAAAUGUACUACGCUUUUCUCAAUUACGCCCAGGCUUUUGAACGAAUAUAUGAGUUCCGAAACCAGAUGGCCGUCGACCAUCUGCAGCUGUAUCGCAGUCCAUACUUGGCGGAAAAUCCUUUUUGUGGGACUCAUCCUGUAGAAUCGGCUUUGCUAAAGGCUUUACGUAUGCAAACGAACAAGGAAGUAGGAGUACAGGAUAUUUCCGAAUUCAGAAUUCUUCGGUCAAAUGCCAUAAGAUUUCUUGAGAGACAAUAUCGAAAGAUUCAACAAGCCGCCAAUGAUUUGGUUAGAUUUGUCAAAGACCAAAAAGUAAGUGGGGGUCUGCUCGAUCCUGCUCAAUCACCGGCCUUUGGAUUGUCUCCUGGAGUGCAAAGCGAGGGACUUGUUUUGUUAAAAUGCUAUGCGGAAUCUUUUAAUAGAGACCUAACAACAGCAACCAAGCUUGCUAUUUGCAGAUUGAAUGGUCGAUAUGAGAAGAGAUUCGAACUGCUUCCCCGAGAGGUUGCAAUUAGGGAAUUUACAAAUGCUUAUAGGGGUGGAGACGUGAAAGGAUUCGUGGUAAACUUCGAGUGUGCUGUCAAUGACAUGGAUACUCAAUACCUUGCCAUCCGCAACGCGAAAAAGCGGCUCUUCGAAUGGGAUUUGAAGGGGCCAGGUCAUACCGCCGAGAUUGACGUGGAGCCACUGAGCUGGGAUGAAAGCAACGAGUGGGAUAAAGUCGAACCGGAUAUGGAUGUCAGGAACCUUUGGAAGCUAGAGCUCCCUCAGCCAUAUAAGAGUCCGUAUAGUAACAAUAUUUGA